AUGGCCGCGGCCGCCGUUGCGACUGCGACGGCGCCAACGAGAGCGGAAACACACUCUAGAAACUCCAAUGGCGAUCGCCAUGACCAACAACCAGGACCGGGACCGGGACCGCAACCGCAGCAGCAUCUCGGCGGCGGCGGCGGUGUGCAAAUCACCACACGCACCGACCUCUCGCUCCUGUACCGCGCGCUGCGUGCCGUCAUGAAACCGCUGCGUCCCCGUCUCGUCCAGCUCGGCGGGUCAGCCCAGCCAGCGGGGUCGCCGCGCCUGUCGCCGCCGAGGAAGCGGGGUGUGCAGAUCACCGAGACGCGGUGUGCCGACGUGUGGAUGUAUCGGUAUCGGGUGAACGCUCGCGCGGGCGAGGGGGGGAAGGCGAGAGGACGAAGGGGAGGGGGACAAGAUGAAGGAGGAGGAGGUGGAGGAGAGCCAGGAAGACGCGUCCACCACGUCUAUUAUUUCUGCGGCGGCGGGUUCCAAUCGCCCCCAUCUUCCGAACACUGGCGCUUCGUGGCACAGCUCGCGCAAGACUUCGCGAGACACCGGUCCAGUAGUACUUCACCCGUCGACGUCAACGAUGGUGGCAAACACGCAAAUGACCCUCACAAAGACACCGACACCGAAAUCGAGCUGGUCCUCGUCAGUUAUCCACUGGCCCCCAAAAAUCCCGCGAGCGAGAGCUUGAGGAUCCUCAGAAAGUGGCUCACAACGGUCAUGGACGAGGUGGCCGCGAAGGGAAACACGCUCAGUCUGGCUGGUGAUAGCAGCGGGGGGAACGUCGUCCUGAGUCUGGGAUUCUGGGCCGUGCAGAAUUAUGGGAUUGGACCGUCACAACCACAACAACAACAACAACAACAACAACAACAACAACAACAACAACAACAACAACAACAACAACAACAACAACAGCAGCAGAGCCAGCAAGUCCAUUCUAGAACGGAAACACCUCUUGCUACUGGCGAUGACGGCGAUAACGACUUGACCAAGCUCACCAAUGAGGGACCUGGAACAAGGACGAGAGAGGCUAAAUUCCCACUCACGGCCUUGAUCAGCAUCUCAGGUCCCACAGACUUGACCAACACCAACCCGGAAAUCCGCAAGGUGGAUCAACUGGACUGUCUCCUGACGGAGAAGACGACACGAGAAGUCGCGCAGGUCUGGACCGCGAACGAUGACAGCAACGGCACGGCGAACAAGAAGAAGCAGAACUCUCCCUCCCACGAACCCACACCGCUCACCGACCCCAGCGUUUCGCCCCUCCUCAACCCCGACGCGGCCUUCCACGCCCUCAAGGAACGACAGGUACACGUGCACGGGGUCUUGGGCACGCACGACGUGUUGGCGCCGGACGCAAUGGCAUUCAUGCACAAGUGCCAAAGACUCGGGCUGACGGGGCAGUGGCUGGUGUGGGAGGGCCAGAUGCACUGUUUCCCUCUUGCGGGCGGAGAGGGCUGGCUGGGGAUCCGGGAAGGGAGAGAAGCGCGCGAGUUUAUAGAGAGUGUGCUUCGGAGAGAAUCUGGGCAGGAAGAUGCGAAUCAUGUAUAA
Fonsecaea pedrosoi CBS 271.37 is the source of this 1542-nucleotide messenger RNA. RefSeq lists its product as uncharacterized. Gene Ontology annotation, molecular function: hydrolase activity. The transcript has a single exon. The record is from RefSeq and is a predicted model, not a curated record. Bases 1 to 1542 code for a protein of 513 amino acids. NCBI's taxonomy places the organism in Eukaryota, Fungi, Ascomycota, Eurotiomycetes, Chaetothyriales, Herpotrichiellaceae.